AUGUUGCAAAGAGACGUUCUGAUAUUUCCUGGUGGAAAACACAUAACAUCUAUCUAUCUAUCUAUCUAUCUAUCUAUCUAUCUAUCUAUCGUCUCUUCAUUAUUUGUUCAUUAUCUAUCUAUUUAUUUAUCUAUCAUAAUUUGUUCAUUAUAUAUCUAUUCUACUUUCGUGUUUUGUUUUGUUUCUCUCUCUCUCUAUCUAUCUAUCUAUCUAUCUAAUUCUGUUAUCUAUCUAUCUAUCUAUCUAUCUAUCUAUCUAUCUAUCUAUCUAUCUAUCGUCUCUUCAUUAUUUGUUCAUUAUCUAUCUAUCUAUUUAUCUAUCAUAAUUUUCUGUCAUCUAUCUAUCUAUCUAUCUAUCUAUCUAUCUAUCUAUCUAUCUAUCUAUCUAUUUAUCGUCUCUUCAUUAUUUGUUCAUUAUCUAUCUAUCUAUCUAUUUAUCUAUCAUAAUUUGUUCAUUAUAUAUCUAUUCUACUUUCGUGUUUUGUUUUGUUUCUCUCUCUCUCUCUCUCUCUCUCUCUCUCUCUCUCUCUAUCUAUCUAUCUAUCUAUCUAUCUACCGUCUCUUCAUUAUUUGUUCAUUAUAUAUCUUUUCUACUUUCGUGUUUUGUUUCUAUCUAUCUAUCUAUCUAUCUAUCUAUCUAUCUAUCUAUCUAUCUAUCUAUCUAGACUUCUGUUAUCUAUCUAUCUAUCUAUCUAUCUAUCUAUCUAUCUAUCUAUCUAUCUAUCUAUCUAAGUCUGUUAUCUAUCUAUCUAUCUAUCUAUCUAAGUCUGUUAUCUAUCUAUCUAUCUAUCUAUCUAUAUAUAUAUAUAUAUAUAUAUAUAUAUACAAGUCUGUUAUCUAUCUAUCUAUCUAUCUAUCUAUCUAUAUAUAUAUAUAUAUAUAUAUAUAUAAGUCUGUUAUCUAUCUAUCUAUCUAUCUAUCUAUCUAUCUAUCUAUCUAUCUAUCUAAGUCUGUUAUCUAUCUAUCUAUCUAUCUAUCUAUCUAUCUAUCUAUCUAUCUAUCAAAUAGUUUUAAAAUAUCUAUCUAUCUAUCUAUCUAUCUAUCUAUCUAUCUAUCUAUCUAUCUUCCAGUUUCUUUCUUUUCCCUUUUUUUCUAUCUAUUUAUCUAUCUCUGUUUCUUUAUUUCUUUAUAUCGAUCUCUGUUUCUUUCUUUCUAUUUAUCUAUCUAUAUUUAUUUGUUUCUAUCUAUCUAUCUUUGUUUGUUCCUAUCUAUCUAUCUAUCUAUCUAUCUAUCUAUCUAUGUUUCUUUAUUUUACUUCCUUUAUUUCUUUCUUUCUUUCUUUCUUUAUUUCUUUAUUUCUUUCUAUUUAUCUAUCUUUCUUUCUUUUUAUCUAUAUAUCUAUCUAUUUUCGUUUGUUCGUAUCUAUCUAUCUAUCUAUCUAUCUAUCUAUCUAUCUAUCUAUCUAUCUAUCUAUCUUCCAGUUUCUUUCUUUUUCCUUUUUUUCUAUCUAUUUAUCUAUCUCUGUUUCUUUAUUUCUUUAUAUCGAUCUCUGUUUCUUUCUUUCUAUUUAUCUAUCUAUAUUUAUUUGUUUCUAUCUAUCUAUAUUUGUUUGUUCCUAUCUAUCUAUCUAUCUAUCUAUCUAUCUAUCUAUCUAUCUAUGUUUCUUUAUUUUACUUCCUUUAUUUCUUUCUUUUUUUAUUUCUUUGUUUCUUUAUUUCUUUCUAUUUAUCUAUCUUUCUUUCUUUUUAUCUAUAUAUCUAUCUAUUUUCGUUUGUUCGUAUCUAUCUAUCUAUCUAUCUAUCUAUCUAUCUAUCUUCCAGUUUCUUUCUUUUUCCUUUUUUUCUAUCUAUUUAUCUAUCUCUGUUUCUUUAUUUCUUUAUAUCGAUCUCUGUUUCUUUCUUUCUAUUUAUCUAUCUAUAUUUAUUUGUUUCUAUCUAUCUAUCUUUGUUUGUUCCUAUCUAUCUAUCUAUCUAUCUAUCUAUCUAUCUAUCUAUCUAUCUAUCUAUCUAUCUAUGUUUCUUUAUUUUACUUCCUUUAUUUCUUUCUUUCUUUCUUUCUUUAUUUCUUUAUUUCUUUCUAUUUAUCUAUCUUUCUUUCUUUUUAUCUAUAUAUCUAUCUAUUUUCGUUUGUUCGUAUCUAUCUAUCUAUCUAUCUAUCUAUCUAUCUAUCUAUGAGUUUCUUUCUUUUUCCUUUUUUUCUAUCUAUUUAUCUAUCUCUGUUUCUUUAUUUCUUUAUAUUGAUCUCUGUUUCUUUCUUUCUAUUUAUCUAUCUAUAUUUAUUUGUUUCUAUCUAUCUAUCUUUGUUUGUUCCUAUCUAUCUAUCUAUCUAUCUAUCUAUCUAUCUAUGUUUCUUUAUUUUACUUCCUUUAUUUCUUUCUUUCUUUCUUUCUUUCUUUAUUUCUUUCUAUUUAUCUAUCUUUCUUUCUUUUUAUCUAUAUAUCUAUCUAUUUUCGUUCGUAUCUAUCUAUCUAUCUAUCUAUCUAUCUAUCUAUCUUUUUCCUUUCUUUCUUUCUUUUUCCUUUCUUUCUUUCUUUUUCCUUUCUUUCUUUUUUCUUACUUUUUUUUCCCCUUUUUUUGUGAAAGAAUGUCUGUCCAUAUCUAUCUAUCUAUCUAUCUAUCUAUCUAAAUUUGUCCUUCUAUCUAUCUAUCUAUCUAUCUAUCUAUCUAUAUUUGUCCUUCUAUCUAUCUAUCUAUCUAUCUAUCUAUCUAUUUCAAUUUGUCCUUCUAUCUAUCUAUCUAUCUAUCUAUCUAAAUUUGUCCUUCUAUCUAUCUAUCUAUCUAUCUAUCUAAAUUUGUCCUUCUAUCUAUCUAUCUAUCUAUCUAUCUAUCUAUCUAUCUAUCUAUUUCAAUUUGUCCUUCUAUCUAUCUAUCUCUCUAUCUAUCUAUUUCAAUUUGUCCUUCUAUCUAUCUAUCUAUCUAUCUAUUUGUCCUUCUAUCUAUCUAUCUAUCUAUCUAUCUAUCUAUCUAUCUAUUAUUUCAAUUUGUCCUUAUCUCUCUAUCUAUCUAUCUAUUUCUUUGUCUAUUUCAAUUUGUUUGUCCUUCUAUCUAUCUAUCUAUCUAUCUAUCUAUCUAUCUAUCUAUCUAUUUCAAUUUGUCCUUCUAUCUAUCUAUCUAUCUAUCUAUCUAUCUAUCUAUUUCAAUUUGUCCUUCUAUCUAUCUAUCUAUCUAUCUAUCUAUCUAUCUAUCUAUCUAUCUAUCUAUCUAUCUAUCCUAUGCGCUGGACUACUAUAAAAAUUUUGAAAUAUGAAGAUCACCCAACAGCUCUUUGCCGCAAUUCUUUCUGGAGAGUUCGUUUUGUAAGCCGCUGUGCAAACAGUUGGAAAAAUCUAUCUAUCUAUCUAUCUAUCUAUCUUAUAUCCGGUAUCUAUCUAUCUAUCUAUCUAUCUAUCUAUCUAUCUAUCUUAACCCAUUCUUUAUCUAUCUAUCUAUCUAUCUAUCUAUCUAUAUUAGCCCAUUCUUUAUCUAUCUAUCUAUCUAUCUAUUGUAUAUCCAGUAUCUAUCUAUCCAUCUUAGCCCAUUCUUUAUCUAUCUAUCUAUCUAUCUAUCUAUCUAUCUAUCUAUCUAUCUAUCUAUCUAUCUAUCUAUCUAUCUAUCUUAGCUCAUUCUUUAUCUAUCUAUCUAUCUAUCUAUCUAUCUAUCAAUCUAUCUAUCUAUCUAUGUUCAUUUAUGUCAGCAAAUUCUAUCUAUCUAUCUAUCUAUCUAUCUAUCUAUCUAUCUAUCUAUCUAUCUGUGCAAUUUUAUCUAUCAUUCUAUCUAUUUCUAUCUAUCUAUCUAUCUAUCUAUCUUUCUAUCUAUCUAUCUUGAAAUUUUCUAUCUAUCAGUCUAUCUAUUUUUGUAAUUUUUAUCUAUCUAUCUAUCUAUCUAUCUAUCUAUCUAUCUAUCUAUCUUUGCAAUUUUUAUCUAUCAGUGAAAUUUGUAUCUAUCUAUCUAUCUAUCUAUCUAUCUAUCUAUCUAUCUAUCUAUCUAUCUGUUAUGUCGACCGUUAA
Acanthosepion pharaonis is the source of this 3924-nucleotide messenger RNA. The record is from the annotation of a GenBank genome assembly. NCBI's taxonomy places the organism in Eukaryota, Metazoa, Mollusca, Cephalopoda, Sepiida, Sepiidae.